Molecule: messenger RNA, 1691 nt
Organism: Schistocerca gregaria
Lineage: Eukaryota; Metazoa; Arthropoda; Insecta; Orthoptera; Acrididae
Product: pescadillo homolog
Exons: 4
Coding region: 8-1657 (549 amino acids)
Biological process (GO): maturation of LSU-rRNA from tricistronic rRNA transcript (SSU-rRNA, 5.8S rRNA, LSU-rRNA); ribosome biogenesis
Cellular component (GO): PeBoW complex; nucleolus
Molecular function (GO): RNA binding
Source: RefSeq, a predicted model, not a curated record
UUGGAUCAUGGCAAGGCUUAAGAAGAAGGGUGAGUCUGGAUCGGCGGUGUUGUACAUGACGAGGGAGAGAGCGCUCCGAAAGUUGCGACUGACGUUGCCCCAAUUCCGAAAGCUUUGCAUUUUGAAGGGCAUUUAUCCUCGAAAUCCGAAGCGAAAGCUUCGAAACAGUAAGAGGACGUAUUACUACGUAAAAGACAUUCGCUACAUGAGCCAUGACCCGAUGAUCCAGAACUUUCGUGACCACCAGAUAUGGCUCAGAAGGCUAAGGAGUGCGAAGAUGAGGAGGCUGCCCGAGAAGGUGAAAUCGCUUCUGGAGAACGAGCCCAAAUGUUCGCUGGACUAUUUGGUGAAGGAGAGGUAUCCAACGUUCAUGGACGCACUGAGGGACUUGGACGAUGCGUUGAUCAUGAUUCAUUUGUUCUCGACGAUACCCAGCGACGUCGUUUCUCCAGACCGCGUUGAAAAUUGUACUCGCCUGUGUCGAGAGUUUCAGCACUAUGUGAUACACACAAGGUCUCUGAGGAAGGUGUUCAUAUCCAUUAAGGGUAUUUACUUUCAGGCCAGAAUUAUGGAGACGGACGUUACUUGGAUGGUUCCUCACACAUUUACCUAUACAAAGGAUGACGACGUCGACUACGACGUGAUGCUGACUUUCUUGUCGUUUUACGAGGUUUUGAUGGGUUUCGUGAACUACAGACUGUAUCACACGAUUGGCCAGGGGUAUCCCCCGGCGCUCGGUGCCGAGAAGGACCAGUUCGAGCGCCGACUCGAGGCGCCGGCGGCCAAAAGAUCCUCUCGGAAGGGGGACUCGUCUGCAUCUGGAAAGGGGGAUGACGGCAGUUUGGAGAAAAUACAGGAGGCUUUGGCCGGUAUCGAGGCGUCAGAGGAGGAGGAGGAGGAGGAGAGGGCCCUGGAAGAGGGGUACUUGGAUCAAAAUCACGAAUUUAAAAAUUUAUUUUCUCGAUUUACUUUUUUUUUGAAUCGAGAAGUUUCUCAUGGGUACAUGGAGUUCAUCAUUCGAUGUUUUGGAGGCUCUGUAUUUUACCAGAGCACGCGUCCCGACUUAGAAGAUGCGGAAUGCAUCACGCACCAAGUGGUUGACCGCGGAAAGGACGUACCGAAUCGCAGACUCGACCGCGAGUACGUUCAACCUCAAUGGGUCUUCGACUGCAUCAACGCGCGAAAGCUGCUUCCCACCACGUCGUACGGGCCGACGGCGUGUCUGCCGCCUCACCUGUCGCCCUUCGUUGUCGGGGAAAAAUCUGGAGAAAAAGUUGGGGAGGCGGCGGACGACUCGGCCGCCUGUCGCGAGUCGGACCAGCUCGAGGAAAGCUCCAGCGAGCAAGAACUGGUGUACGAAAAAGAGCUCCUGGAAGAAACGCGUCCGUCCGAAAACGCCCAGCCAUCUCUGAUAGAGCAACUGAAAUUGCGGGCGCUCGAGAAAAAACGAGCCGCGCAAAAGGAACGACAGAGCCUCGAGCAGCUCAGACACUCGAUGCUGCCCUCGAAGCCGAGGCGACUGCUGAAGUUCAUAGAAAACAGGGAGAAACUCAGGAACAGGUACAGAAAGCACAUCGAAGACAAAGCCAAAUUGCUGUCUUCUAAAAAACUGGUCAAUCGAGACGGCGUCUUGGUCGAAAACCAAAUUCUCGAAUAGACAAUAAACGGCUGUUUUUUUUUUUAAUGAAAAA